This is a messenger RNA of Penicillium paradoxum, 222 nucleotides long. RefSeq lists its product as uncharacterized. Lineage: Eukaryota; Fungi; Ascomycota; Eurotiomycetes; Eurotiales; Aspergillaceae. The coding region runs from base 1 to 222 and encodes 73 amino acids. The record is from RefSeq and is a predicted model, not a curated record. The transcript has 2 exons.
AUGGGAAAUCGGCCAGACCUGGGUCUGUGCAAUGCCCAGAAAUUGUGCGGGCAGAUUGAGAGGGUGGACGGUCGCAUUCGGACUUCAACCGGGGACGACGGAAACGGCCAACGAACGAUGAUCGCCCAGCAACCGAGAGCCUUUCACGCCCGUCUCUUUGCUUGGCUUCGUUACGACUUGAUCUCACGCCGGUCUUUCCUUAACGACUCCACGAAGUUCUAG